AACAGAUUAUUCAACAGACUUCAGUAUGCCGUACAGUACCAGCCCAAACAGAGUAAUAUAGUCGGCAGUUGAUAUCAAAGUGAAACCGAAAAUAAAAUCGAAUCACGGAUAAAGAAAGAGGAUGCUACAGAAUUAUCAAAUAACGUAGAGCGAUUUAUUCUUCAUUACUCGUCUUUAAAAUGGAAAUGUAUCGCGAAUGGGACCAAUUGGCUGUGUACAAGCAGCCACCGGAGGUACUGAGAUCUAAACUCCAAAUACCGGUAAAAACUUUAAUGAGUCCUGGACCGACGAAUUGUUCCGAGCGAGUUCUUCGGUCCUUGCAGAAUCAAGUUAUCAAUCAUCUGCAUCCAGAAUUUUGUCAGUUAAUGGACGAAAUCAAAGCUGGACUUCAAUAUGUGUUUCAAACUAAGAACAGACUUACUUUGGCGAUAAGCGCGUCGGGUCAUGGUGGCAUGGAGGCUUGUUUAGUAAAUCUACUGGAACCCGGUGACACUAUACUGAUCGUCAAAUGUGGACUUUGGGGUGAACGAGCGGCUGACAUGGCCAACCGACUCGGUGCGAACGUGAGACUGCUUGAAACAGAACAUAACGUGGGCAUCACUUUAGAACAACUGAAAACUGCCUUGGAGAAGCAUAGGCCAGAUGUAGUUUUCAUGGUUCACGCGGAAACUUCCACUGGAGUUAAACAACCAUUGGAAGGUUACGGUACAUUAGUUCGCAGAUAUAAUGCUCUUCUUAUCGUUGACACGGUUGCUUCGCUUGGCGGCGAGCCGUUCUUUAUGGAUUCUUGGGACGUAGACGUGGCUUACGCGGCGAGUCAAAAGGGUCUUGGUGCCUGUCCAGGUCUCGCUCCUGUCUCGUUCAACUCACGGGCAGAGCAGAAACUGUUUCGCCGAAAGACGAAGCCUAUCUCCUUUUACUGGGAUUUAAAUAUUCUCGGCGUGUAUUGGAAAUGUUUCGGUAACAAUGACCGCGUUUACCAUCAUACUAUGAGCGCAACGCUCAUUUACGGUCUUCGCGAGGCGCUGGCGGAAUUGGCAGAAAAAGGACUUCAAGAAUGCUGGGCCAGAAAUGCAGUCUCAGCUGCCAGAUUAAGGAAGGGUCUUGAAUUACGGGGCCUUCGGCUCUACGUGAAACUUCCACAGUAUCAACUGUCGACGGUGGUCUCCGUAGAGGUGCCGCCUGGCAUCGAUGAUAAGAUCAUUUCGCAACGAGCCAUGGACAAGUACCAGGUCGAAAUUGCUCGAGGCUUAGGACCUACAAUGGGUAAGAUUUUUCGAGUUGGAUUGCUAGGAAUCAAUGCUACUCCGGAGAAGGUUGAUUUGUUUCUACAUGCUUUCGACGAGGGUUUAAAGCAUGCAACAAUUUCAAGGCUGUAAUGAAUAAGCCAGAAACAUGCUUUAAAUCAAACGUUCGUCAAGCUGUUGUACAAAUGUUGCAGUUAAGAAAACAAGAAUUGUAUGAAAUUUGUAAUCGCAUCGCGUUUAUCAAUAAAUUACCGAGCUGUUUGGAGUGAUUA
This is a messenger RNA of Ceratina calcarata, 1519 nucleotides long. RefSeq names its product Alanine-glyoxylate aminotransferase (gene Agxt). The coding region runs from base 180 to 1379 and encodes 399 amino acids. Gene Ontology annotation, cellular component: peroxisome. NCBI's taxonomy places the organism in Eukaryota, Metazoa, Arthropoda, Insecta, Hymenoptera, Apidae. Gene Ontology annotation, molecular function: L-alanine:glyoxylate transaminase activity; L-serine:pyruvate transaminase activity. The record is from RefSeq and is a predicted model, not a curated record. The transcript is spliced from 6 exons.